Messenger RNA from Merops nubicus (carmine bee-eater), 1605 nucleotides. It is a transcript of the gene RAG2, whose product is annotated as recombination activating gene 2. The record is from RefSeq and is a predicted model, not a curated record. Gene Ontology annotation, biological process: V(D)J recombination. Lineage: Eukaryota; Metazoa; Chordata; Aves; Coraciiformes; Meropidae. Bases 1 to 1605 code for a protein of 534 amino acids. Gene Ontology annotation, cellular component: nucleus; DNA recombinase complex. Gene Ontology annotation, molecular function: protein binding; sequence-specific DNA binding. The transcript has a single exon.
AUGGCCCAGUCAGCAGACACAAUGUCUCUGCAGGUGGUAUCAGCCGUCAGCAAUUCCUCCUUGCUUCAGCCGGGCUUCUCCCUCCUCAAUUUUGAUGGGGAUGUUUUCUUUUUCGGGCAGAAAGGAUGGCCAAAGAGAUCCUGUCCCACUGGCCUGUUCCUCCUCGAUAGAAAACAGAAUGAGCUCAAAAUGAAACCUGCCUUCUUCUCUAAGGACUCCUGUUACCUGCCCCCGCUCCGCUACCCUGCUCUUUGCACGCUCAGGGGCAACGCGGAUUCUGAUGAGCACCAGUAUAUCAUCCAUGGGGGGAAAACACCUAACAAUGACCUUUCAGAUAAGAUUUACGUGAUGAGUCUGGUCAGCAAAAGCAGCAAGAAAGCCACGUUCCAAUGCGUCGAGAAAGACCUGGAUGGAGAUGUCCCCGAAGCUAGAUAUGGGCAUACAAUCAACGUAGUUCAUAGCCGGGGAAAAAGCAUGAGUGUUAUAUUUGGGGGGCGAUCGUACACUCCUCUGGCUCAAAGAACCACUGAAAAUUGGAACAGUGUAGUUGACUGUUUGCCAUCUGUCUUUCUUCUUGAUUUUGAGUUUGGAUGCUGUACGUCGUACAUGCUUCCAGAGCUUCAGGAUGGACUGGCUUUCCACGUUUCCGUUGCCAGGAAUGACACCAUCUACAUUUUGGGAGGCCAUUCGCUUCAAAAUAACACCAGGCCCCCCAGUUUGUACAAGCUAAAAAUUGAUCUUCCCCUGGGCAGCCCAUCUGUGACCUGCACCGUCUUGCCAGGGGGGAUAUCUGUGUCCAGUGCCAUAGUGACUCAAACAAGUGAUAAUGAAUUUGUCCUUGUUGGGGGCUACCAGUCUGACAACCAGAAACGGCUGGUGUGUAACACCAUAGUUCUGGAAGAUAAUAAGAUAGAGAUUGUUGAAAGGGCAAGCCCGGACUGGACACCAGAAAUUAAACACUGCAGGAUCUGGUUUGGCUGUGACAUGGGCAAUGGCUCUGUCCUGCUGGGCAUUCCGGGGGCCAACAAACAGUUAACCUCAGAUGCAAACUACUUCUACAUUUUGAGAUGCAAAGAGGAAGAAGAGGACAAGGAGGAAGAACUGACAGCACCGAUUUGCAGUCAGACGUCGGCCGACGACCCUGGAGACUCCACUCCUCUUGAAGAUUCAGAGGAGUUUUGUUUUAGUGCUGAAGCCAGUAGCUUUGACAUGGAUGAUGCUGACACUUACAAUGAAGAUGAUGAAGAAGAUGAGUCAGAAACAGGCUACUGGAUCACCUGCUCUGCCACUUGCAACGUUGACAUUAACACCUGGGUCCCUUUCUAUUCGACAGAACUCAACAAGCCUGCAAUGAUCCUGUGUUCUGGUGGGGCUGGCCACUGGGUCCACGCACAAUGUAUGGACCUCUCAGAGACCAUGCUCCUGCAUCUCUCAGAAGCAAACAUCAAGUACUUCUGCAACGAGCAUGUUGACCUUAAUAAAGGGCUGCAAACCCCCAAAAAGGUGCUGCACCUGAAAAAGCAACCCAUGAAACCAUUGCGCAAGAAGGCAACCGUGAAGCUAACACCAACCAAAAAGUCCUUUCUCAGGAGACUGUUUGACUAG